Messenger RNA from Eimeria acervulina, 795 nucleotides. RefSeq lists its product as hypothetical. NCBI's taxonomy places the organism in Eukaryota, Apicomplexa, Conoidasida, Eucoccidiorida, Eimeriidae. The record is from RefSeq and is a predicted model, not a curated record. The coding region runs from base 1 to 795 and encodes 264 amino acids. Gene Ontology annotation, cellular component: perinuclear region of cytoplasm. The transcript has 6 exons.
AUGCUAUGCGCUAUGCGUGAAGUGUACUGCGGCACCACCGUCUCCCACCCCAGUGAAGCCUCUCGAAAGCUGAAGUAUUUGAAGAGCUCGCUGUUGGACGACUUCCGGCUCUCUUUUAACAAAAAAGAAAUUGGAGUGUGGCUGUACCUGCGUUCCGCUAAAGUCCCAGUUCAUAAUGUUCAGUUCAGUGCCUUCUACGUCCGACUAGAUUUCGUGCAGGAACUGCUCUCUCUAGGUCAGACUAUCGGCGUCACAGUGGCGGGCCCUCUUGCGUGUCUGAUUGCCUUUCUUCUCGUCUCAAUUACCGUGCAUGCCGCCAAUAUCGCACUGGUUUAUCAAUUUUGUAGUGCACUUGGGGCCGCCACUGCUCUCAAUCCUGUUCUUAUGGCCGUUAUUGAGGGACUGAGCUCAAAUCUGAGUGGCAUUUCCUUCGUGCUUUCUAACUACUACAUCAGGGAUGUCAAUAAUGGCACACUUGGAGUCAUGAUUGCUCUCCUUAUUGACUUGGCGUUCAUUGGGUGUAGUAUGUUAGCAUACUACAGCUACGCAAUUUCGGUUCAUCACCAUGGGCAAGUGAAGGAUACGCACAGGAGACUUACAGGGGAUGCAUCACUGUUUCGCUUGCCACUAGAUACUGAGGUUUCGGAGCGGCACCCUGACGGCACUAUUGUGGAAGUCGUUGGAAGCCUUCCAGAGCGGCAGUACCCAUCACAGGGAGCAGUUGAUCAUAUCCAAUCUUCAAAGGAGCCAAAUGAAGAGGGUGUUCCUCCAGAUCGGGAAAACAAUGCAUCAUGA